CUACUUCAUAAUAAUUUUCUUUUCAGAGAAGCUGCUCACUUUUUUUAGAAAGAAGAAAUUUUCUAAAAUUUAGAAUGUCUGAGAAAAAGACAAAAGGUAGCCAUCAAAGCCAAUCUGAACAGCAAGAAAUAAUCCAAACUUUUCAGCAGCUGCGCAAUGAACAGCGCUCAUUGAUCUCUAAAAUUACUGAACUAGAACAAGAUUUGAAUGAACACAAGGUGGUUUUGGAGACGCUGUCAGAAGUAUCGGGUGAUAGAAGGUGCUUCCGGAUGGUGGGAGGAGUACUUGUAGAGAGAACUGUGGCUGAGGUCAUACCUGCUCUUUCCAACAAUAGAGAUCAGCUGACUAAGUUGUUGGAGAACAUGAAUGAGCUCCUGGUGAAGAAAGGUAAAGAGAUCAACGAGUACCGCGAGAAGCAUGGCAUCAGAGUGCGUGGCCAAGAACCUCCCCCACAGGCGCCAGACACGGAGAAAGCUACAUCAUCAGGCGGCGUUCUUGUUGCCAAUAAAUCAUAAGUUCUUCAUUAUUUAGUUAAUAUCAACGUUAUUUUAAGCAAUCAAUUUCACAAUAACUGUAACGCUUCAAUUAGUUCUAAUUUUGCGAACGUUUAGUUGAUUUUCUAACUUAUUUGCUACCAAUAUAAUUAAUCAAGAUCUCGGAAGUAAGAAACUCGUAUCGGCAUGAGAUCACCUGUUCACAUUAUAAAUCAAGUUUUAUUAAUUAUUUGUAUUUCUGUUAUUCUUGAGCGCCUUUUGUUUAACGGCUAAGUAGAAAUUGACAUCAGAAUUAUCUCUUUCAUGUAAUGAACCAUGUACGUCGUCUGAGCUCAACUGAUUCCUUGUUAAUGUCUUUUCUAUUAUUUUUUUGCCGUCGAGCGUCGCAUUGCUCGCGAAUUCCAUACUCAGCCUCUUAAUUUGUAGCAAGUUGACUGCUUCUAUCCUCUGGUUAAUUCGUUUACUGCUUAAAGUUCUGGCCGAAUAUUAUUUUCAAUGUCAAUGGAGCUAAUUUCCUUAUCUGAGCCUGUGGCAGCCUUGUUGGAUCUAUGAGAAAAAACGGUCAUCACACAUGCGUGCAAUGCUAGUGAAUGCGACGCGACCUUACAUUGUAUACUCAUAACUUGAACUGGUCGAGAGAUAUCAUCUUUACGGGUUGAUAUCUCUCUUCCCUUCACAUGUGUUCAUGGGCAGUAACUAAAAAUCACUUCAAGGUUUGAGAUUUAAUUAGUUCAUGUAUAAUUUAUUUGCAAGUCUUACAUCCCUUGAAGCCUUUGAGCUCAGCAUGUUAAAGAUCUAAAAAUAGAUUACAUUAGAUGAAUAAUGCAACAAAUAAUUUAUGCUUUGAAUUGCAGUGUCUUAAAGGUAAAGUAAAGAAGCCUGGGGGUGGGAAACGUUCUCUAUAAGUGAUUAAAGACGAUAUUUUACAUCAGUCAGCUAUCUACUUCAGCAGAUUAUCCGAGGAACUUUACGGAAUGAAAUAGCAAACGUGUCCAUCUUUUGACAGUGCUGCGAGCAUUGUGGAUAAAUAAACGUCGAAAGCGAA
Molecule: messenger RNA, 1539 nt
Organism: Hyalella azteca
Lineage: Eukaryota; Metazoa; Arthropoda; Malacostraca; Amphipoda; Hyalellidae
Gene: Pfdn2
Product: prefoldin subunit 2-like
Exons: 3
Coding region: 75-515 (146 amino acids)
Biological process (GO): protein folding
Cellular component (GO): cytoplasm; prefoldin complex
Molecular function (GO): protein folding chaperone
Source: RefSeq, a predicted model, not a curated record